Aphanomyces astaci is the source of this 588-nucleotide messenger RNA. RefSeq lists its product as hypothetical. NCBI's taxonomy places the organism in Eukaryota, Oomycota, Saprolegniomycetes, Saprolegniales, Verrucalvaceae. Gene Ontology annotation, molecular function: nucleic acid binding. The transcript has a single exon. The coding region runs from base 1 to 588 and encodes 195 amino acids. The record is from RefSeq and is a predicted model, not a curated record.
AUGCGCAAGGGUGAGCGCAAGAAGAACCUCACGGACUGUGAGUGCGAUAACUUGGUGCAGCACCUGCUGACGAAGUGCGCCAGCAGCGGCAGGAUCCUCAAGGGUGUUGCCGCAAGCGUUGGCAUGUUGUUCGGUUGCUCUGUGACGACUGUUCGCCGUGUGUGGCGACGUGGUGCGGUUGACCUAUCCGGGACCAAGACGAUUUGCCGCAAUGUCCACCAGCGCAAGAAGGACAACUGCGGACGCAAGCGCAUUCACUUGGACCUGCCCGAACGUAUCCAGGCCAUACCACAGUCCCGUCGUUACUGCUUUCGUUCAAUCGCCCACGUGCUUGGCAUCCCGAAGUCUACGCUUCACUCCUACUACAAGCGUGGCGUGAUUGCCAAGUACUCGAGCGUGCUGAAGCCAUCCCUAACGGAGUCGAACAAGGUUUGUCGUCUCAAUUGGGCCUUGCAGAACGUGAAGGACAUCGAUGGUGCCAAGUUCUUCGACCCAAUGUUCGACACCGUCCACGUAGACGAGAAAUGGUUCUUCAUGUCUCGCGUUCAGAAGAAGGUAUAUGGCGCACCCGGCGAAAAGAUCAAGUAG